Molecule: messenger RNA, 417 nt
Organism: Lottia gigantea (owl limpet)
Lineage: Eukaryota; Metazoa; Mollusca; Gastropoda; Lottiidae
Exons: 5
Source: RefSeq, a predicted model, not a curated record
AAAUAUCCCAUAAUAAUUAAUAUAUCUAAAUCUCCCAUCAUAUAUAUAAGUCUUCCAGUAUCCCAGCAUGUAUCUAAGUCUCCCAGCAUAUAUCUAAAUAUCCAAGCAUUCUCCCAGCAUAUAUCUAAGUCUCCCAGCAUACAUCUAAAUAUCCCAGCAUUCUCCCAGCAUAUAUCUAAAUCUCCCAUCAUAUAUUUAAGUCUUCCAGUAUCCCAGCAUGUAUCUAAGUAUCCCAGCAUAUAUCUAAAUAUCCCAGCAUUCUCCCAGCAUAUAUCUAAAUCUCCCAUCAUAUAUUUAAGUCUUCCAGUAUCCCAGCAUCAUGUAUCUAAGUCUCCCAUCAUAUAUCUAAGUCUUCCAGUAUCCCAGCAUAUAUCUAAGUCUCCCAGCAUACAUCUAAAUAUCCCAGCAUGUAUCUAA